Messenger RNA from Ostrea edulis (European flat oyster), 3821 nucleotides. Its product is annotated as corticotropin-releasing factor receptor 2-like. The record is from RefSeq and is a predicted model, not a curated record. Gene Ontology annotation, biological process: cell surface receptor signaling pathway; adenylate cyclase-modulating G protein-coupled receptor signaling pathway. Gene Ontology annotation, molecular function: G protein-coupled peptide receptor activity. Gene Ontology annotation, cellular component: plasma membrane. NCBI's taxonomy places the organism in Eukaryota, Metazoa, Mollusca, Bivalvia, Ostreida, Ostreidae. Bases 528 to 1997 code for a protein of 489 amino acids. The transcript is spliced from 12 exons.
UCAGAAUUGUAUAAUGCAAACAGAAUAUAUCAGGACAAAGGAGGUGUGAUUUGGAUCACGAUUCAACUGAAUGAGAUUAGAAUUUAAUAACGGAAAGAUGACUGAUUCAAACACAAAAUGACAUCAACAUAAAGGAGAAUAGUCCAGCUUUGAAGAUUUUUCUCAACCAAUCCCCAGACGACAACGAGACAAGGUUGAUGUGUCCCAGAACGGCAAUUUAAGAUGGAUAUCUUCAGCUCCUUUAGGUUUGACACAGAAACAAAAAGUGAACAUAAUUCACAAAGCGCUGGAUAUGGCGCACAUUGAACCACGUGACCUACUGGAAGAUGCAAUUUCUUUUAAAAGAAUUGAUCCAAAAAUAUCAAGAUAAACACUAAUAAAAAGAGUCAGGUGUGAUGUGUAUUUCAGUUUCAUAAACUUAAAGACAGUCGCGGUGUGCCGCAGGGAAACAAGCUUGGAAUUACGUGCUACUUCAAUGAAACUGAGAUCGAAUUAUUUCGAAAAUACAUUGAAAACUGUCAGAAAACAUGAAUAUAACGAAAGAUCUGCUAGCAAAGAUCACCGACUCCGAGGUUCUCUCUCAGUGUCGCCACCUUCUGGAGCAGCCACAGCCAGAUGACGGGAAAGUAUAUUGUCCGAAGGUGUUUGAUUACGUCAGCUGUUGGAACUACACACUGGCCAACACCACAGCCAUCGGGGGCUGUCCGAGGUCUCAUCCGCAGGGAUUGAUCUUCUCACCUCUGGGGCGGUCGCACCGGAGGUGUAUGGAUGACGGAAGUUGGUUUAUCAACCCCUACAUCAAUCAGUCGUGGACAAAUUACAUAACAUGUGCUGAUCUGUCAGAAUAUGAGAACCUACAGAGUAUAAACUAUGUGUAUGAAAGUGGAUACAUCUUCUCCUUCGUGUUACUGAGCAUCGCGCUGAUUGUCUUUACCUGCUUCAGACAACUACACUGCACACGAGUGACGAUACACAAGAACCUCUUCCUGUCCUACAUUCUGUACGGUCUACUGUGGCUACUGUUCAGCUUCCUCGUCACGCCUGAAGUCGCAAUGGAAAAUUCGAUUUGGUGCAUUUCGUUAUGGAUUCUGAAGGAGUAUUUUCAGAUGUGUAACUAUGCCUGGCUGUUUGCUGAGGGAUUUUAUCUUCAUUCUAUUAUUGUUCUGACCUUCACUAACCAGCAAAAAUUGCUCUUGGUGUCUCUCUGCAUAGGUUGGGUUUUCCCCAUUUUGCCUAUGUCAAUAUAUGCAAUAUUGAAUGCCAGUUCCAAAGAGCCUGUGGGAAGAGUACAAUGCUGGGUAGGAGACGUGGGCUAUAACAAACUGAUGUGGAUCUUGCACAGUACCUGUAUCGUGUCUCUCGCUGUCAAUUUGGUCAUUCUAAUCAACGUGAUGAGGAUAGUUAUCGUGAAGAUCCGGGCAGUUAAUACAGGGGAGACAACACAGCUUCGGAAAACCCUCCGCGCCUGCCUAAUUCUCGUGCCGCUGUUAGGGGUACAACAGUUACUAUUUCCCAUUCAACACGACCACAUCGUUUAUCGUGUGACAGUUGCUGUGGUAACGUCUUAUCAGGGAGCAUGUGUUGCUUUGCUGUUGUGCUUUUUCAACAGAGAGGUCAUAAAAUGCUUCAAGAAGAAAAUUUCGCAACUGAAAUACAUCAACGAAGGUCGACGAUCUAGUCUGCUGACCCUAGGCACCUCCAUCGGAGGAUUAAUCAGACGAGGAAGUAGGCAAAUCAGCAUUUACACCAGACGAACGUCUGUAUCACGUGAUAGAAAAACGUCAGAGCACGUGACCGAAAACGUCACGCCAACACAGAGAGAAGUAGCUCAGUCACUACUGAAUACAACUGAAAUGAAAGAAUCACAAACGAUUGAGAGUCUUGUUUCAGCCGGUGAAUCCCAGCCCUUAACUAGUAUUGGGGCCAGGCGCGAGAGUAUCCGAAGUGCAGAUUCCAAUAGGGGACGCUGUAAUUUGCCGAGCAUAUCCGAAGCAUAAUAUUUGAAAUGAUUCUACUUUUGAACAAUACACACUGAAGUCAUGUAGUAUCUAUCAAUCUGUAAAUAUUAUUUUGUUUACAAUUUAAAUACUGUUAAUAUUUUGUUCCCCAAUUUACAUGUAUAUUUAGAAAUUUCCGAAAUGAAUAUAUUUGAAUGUUUUAUAAGUAACACGUUCUUGUAUGAAUUUGUCGAGUUCCAAGUGGCAAAUCGGCGCCGGUCACCAUUUCUUUACUUCUCGGGGAAAAUCAAAUGUGAAAUAAGAGGUUUCAUAGGAUGAUCGUUUUUCCUUGAUGAUUUUGUGAAAAGUGUAUUUCUUACCUAAAAGGGUAGAAUACUAGUAUCCAGAGGGAAAUUAAAAGUUUGUAGAUUUAUUCAUUAUAUUUAACGCCAUCUUUAAAGUUUCUUGGGGCUAAAGUUUUGUAUAUUUCUUUGUUUUACGUGACGUCGAGAAUUUUUCAUUCAUGUAGAGACGUCACCAGCUGAAGGUGAGACCUAUGCUUAGCGUUUACGGUCGUAGUAGGGAGGGUUCUUUAACGUACCAACGCCUGCCGCAACACAGACCUCAAAUAUUUAAAGACUCGCGACUCUCACUUCUAAAUGCCGAGCGUCUAGCGGAGGUUCACAAAUCUAAUUAAAAUCAGGCUUCUUAGAUCCACGCCGUAUACUUACGCAAAGUAUACAGCGCGGAUCUAAGAAGUCUGAUUUAAAAUAGAUUAGGAGGUUCACCUGCGGCCUAUUUCGACGUCUUUGACGCAGCCAAGGCACAAACAGGGCUCGAACCCACAACCUCCCGUUCACAAAGCUAACGCUGUAACCACUGAACCGCAACCGAUAGAGAACUGAAGAAAUGGUGUGUGCCGAGUUGCCAUUCAUUUGUUUUUUGAUUAUAUGAUGUGUAUAUAAAACGAAUAUUUUGAUGAUGUUUUACUGUAGCUGUAAGAAAACAUUGUGUUCACUGCAAUAAUCAAUUUGUAUAUGACCGUGUUCACUCGUACGUUCAUCUGAAAGAAAAAAAAAACCAUGGUGCGCCCUUUUUAAAACCACUUUAUCACACAUAUCAUUUAAUUUGACAUGUACUAAAAAAAUAUUUCCAAGCCAACAUAGCUCCUACUGUUAUCAGGGCCGUAACUGCCGAUGAGGCAGACGAGGCAACUGCCUCGUCUGAUUUUUUGGCAAAAAAGAAAAUAAAAUUAUAUAAAUGUUAUAUUAUAGGAUAUAUGUUUAAAAUGAAGACAAGCACCUUUGUCUUUGACACCAUAUUACGAUUCUUUACAUAGUACAAAUGAAACACAAACAUGAUAAAUUGGGAUUUAAAAAGUGUCAUUUUCAGUCGUAAAGUCAAUCGGCGGCCCCCAAUCCCCUGCCUCCCCUGAUUUAGAACCCUACUUACGGCCCUGGUUAUGAAAUUGUACACAUCGAAUGUGCUGGACCAUGGACUAAAAUUCUACAGGACAUUAAAUGUGUUGGACUAUGCUACACAACGUGAAAUGUGCCGGACUAUCAGUUGAAAUGACAGGAAGUCGAGUCUACGUUGGUUUGGGAAAUAAUUAUAUCAAGGAGAAUAUGCGCAUGUGUACUGUGUGUUUGUACCAUGAACAGAUACAAUAAUAGUUAUUGUUUGCAAAAGAAAUCCGGUGUUGUGCAAUACUGACAUGAAAUGACGUCAUUCCAGUUACUCUGCAUUUUUUAUUGCUCAUAAGUCAUUUUAUACAGUAACUCUAAUCUUUUAUACUAGUGCUCACUUUUUAAAUAAUAUACUGUACAGUUCUUAUAACCAAUUUUCUUUGUUACAAAUAUGUGGGUUUUUAAAAUAAAUUGUUAU